Aspergillus uvarum CBS 121591 is the source of this 1522-nucleotide messenger RNA. Its product is annotated as actin-related protein 2. Gene Ontology annotation, molecular function: actin filament binding. Gene Ontology annotation, cellular component: Arp2/3 protein complex; actin cortical patch. The coding region runs from base 125 to 1291 and encodes 388 amino acids. Gene Ontology annotation, biological process: Arp2/3 complex-mediated actin nucleation. The transcript has 7 exons. NCBI's taxonomy places the organism in Eukaryota, Fungi, Ascomycota, Eurotiomycetes, Eurotiales, Aspergillaceae. The record is from RefSeq and is a predicted model, not a curated record.
CUUACUGCCUACCUGCCUUCUGGACGUCAUCUCCAUACUCCCUCGUUCCCUUUCCCCUUCACCCGCUUUCUGAUCAAUCGCCUUUCUUUUUCCUUUUUCCCGGUCGCUCAAUCUCACUAUCACCAUGGCUGAUAUGCCUAUUGUGCUCGAUGGAGGAACGGGUUUCCUCAAAGUCGGAUAUGCUGCGCAGAACUUCCCCGAGCACCAGUUCCCCUCGAUAGUGGGGCGCCCCAUACUGCGGACGGAAGAGCAAGCAGGCGACAUUGUCGUCAAGGAUAUCAUGUGCGGCGAUGAAGCUGCUGCCGCCAGAUCAAUGCUCCAAAUCACCUAUCCCAUGGAGAAUGGAAUUGUCAAGAGAUGGGAUGACAUGCAACACCUAUGGAACUACACGUUCUACGAGAAGAUGAAGAUCGACCCCACCGGCCGCAAGAUCCUCCUCACCGAACCCCCCAUGAACCCCCUGAAGAACCGGGAGCAGAUGGCCGAGGUGAUGCUGGAAGGCUACAACUUCGGUGGUGUAUACGUCGCUAUCCAGGCCGUCCUUGCGCUGUACGCUCAGGGUCUCAGCAGCGGUGUCGUCGUCGAUUCCGGAGACGGUGUCACCCACAUUAUCCCCGUCUAUGAAUCCACCGUCCUGAAUCAUCACAUCCGCCGACUGGACGUUGCUGGUCGCGACGUCACCCGCAACCUCAUCGCCCUUCUUCUCCGCCGCGGGUAUGCCCUCAACCGCACGGCCGACUUCGAGACCGUGCGCCAGAUCAAGGAGAAGCUGUGCUACGUCUCCUACGACCUGGAGCUGGAUAAGAAGCUCUCGGAAGAUACGACGGUCCUGGUCGAGUCCUACACCCUGCCCGACGGCCGUGUCAUCCGCGUGGGCAGCGAGCGGUUCGAAGCCCCCGAGUGUCUCUUCCAGCCGCACUUGGUCGACGUCGACCAACCCGGUAUCGCCGAGCUGCUGUUCAACACCAUCCAGGGCGCCGAUGUCGACGUGCGCUCCAGUCUCUACAAGGCCAUCGUGCUCAGUGGCGGAAGCAGCAUGUACCCCGGCCUGCCCUCGCGUCUGGAGAAGGAGCUCAAGCAACUGUGGCUCACCCGAGUACUGCAAGGAAACCCGGAGCGACUCAACAAAUUCAAGGUCCGCAUCGAAGACCCGCCCCGACGAAGACACAUGGUCUUCCUUGGAGGUGCCGUGCUGGCCAACCUGAUCGCCGACAAGGAGGAUAUGUGGGUCACCAAGCAAGAAUGGGAGGAACAGGGUGCACGUGCCCUCGCCAAACUCGGUCCUAGAUAAAAAAAAAGGUGUCUAGGUAGUUUACCACUUUCAAACCACGUAACCAGUACAUAUAUGCAUCCAUACCUAUCCACCUACUUUUCCAAGUGCUCAGCCCGCCAUCUUCUGAUCCCACUGGGAAUCUAUUCUGAAACAUUGCGAGGCUUGUCGCGUCGCGUCGCACCCUCUCUUCAAGCCAGAUCCUUUUUUUUUAUUAUCUCUAUAUCGAUCUUCUACGCUCAUACUCUGCAG